Molecule: messenger RNA, 1067 nt
Organism: Salvia miltiorrhiza (redroot sage)
Lineage: Eukaryota; Viridiplantae; Streptophyta; Magnoliopsida; Lamiales; Lamiaceae
Product: 3-oxoacyl-[acyl-carrier-protein] synthase I, chloroplastic-like
Exons: 5
Coding region: 1-957 (318 amino acids)
Biological process (GO): fatty acid biosynthetic process
Molecular function (GO): 3-oxoacyl-[acyl-carrier-protein] synthase activity
Source: RefSeq, a predicted model, not a curated record
AUGGAGAAGGAGAGAAUGGGAGUGUUGGUGGGAACAGGGAUGGGGAGCUACACGGCUUUCACUAAUGGAGUGGAAGCCUUACUUGAAAAGGGGAAUAAAAAAAUAAGUCCAUUUUUCGUUCCAUAUUCACUAUCAAACAUGGGGUCUGCGUUGCUGGCUAUAGACACCGGCUUCAUGGGGCCCACUUACUCCAUCGCAGCUGCUUGUUCAACUGCAAAUUACUGCUUCAUUGCUGCUGCAACCCACAUUAGACGAGGCGAGGCGGAUGUGAUGGUGGCCGGUGGAACGGAUGCUGCAAUCGUGCCACUCGCAAUUGGAGGUUGCACAGUCGCCAGAGUCUUGUCCAACAGAAACGACGAGCCACACAAGGCGUCGAGGCCGUGGGACAUACACCGCGAUGGAUUUGUGAUGGGAGAAGGUUGUGGAGUGUUGGUAAUGGAGAGCAUGGAGCACGCCAUGAAAAGAGGAGCCAAGGUUUAUGCAGAGUAUUUGGGAGGUGCAGCUACCGUUGAUGCUCAUCACAUUACAAAUCCACGCCCCGACGGCCUAGUCGUUGCGUCUUGCAUAAUCAAGGCUUUGGAAGAUGCUGGAGUGGCUGCUGAAGAGGUUAACUAUGUGAAUGCUCAUGCAACAUCAACUCCAGUUGGAGACUUGGCUGAGGUUAAAGCCAUCAACAAAGUAUUCAGCAACACCUCUCACUUGAAGAUGAAUGCCACCAAGUCAAUGAUCGGACACGGGCUGGGAGCUGCGGGUGGGUUGGAAGCAAUAGCGACGAUUAAAGCAAUCAACACUGGUUGGUUACAUCCUACACUCAACCAAGAUGAGUUGGAGGCUGAAGUCACCAUUGACACUAUCCCAAAUAUAAAGAAGCAGCAUCAAGUGAAUGUUGCCAUAUCCAACUCAUUUGGCCUUGGAGGCCAGAACUCAGUUGUUGUCUUCGCGCCCUUCAGCCCUUAAAACGGCCUUACAUUUUCGUGUAUGAAUUUUCCUUAAUAAUUUGGACCUCCGAUCCAAAACAUUACUAUAAGAAUUGGAUGUUCAAAUUUAUUUAUGUUAACUUUUUUAAU